This is a messenger RNA of Prorocentrum cordatum, 660 nucleotides long. The record is from the annotation of a GenBank genome assembly. Lineage: Eukaryota; Dinophyceae; Prorocentrales; Prorocentraceae.
AUGACAUCGAUUCGAGCCAGCCCAUGCCUGGCAGGAGCCGCCGCGGCGGGCCCCGCCGCUGGAGCACCCGGCGCGCGCCGCGCCGGCCGCCGAGACCCCAGCUGGGGCCGACAGUGCACCGCGGACGCCGUGCUUCAGGAGCCGCGCCCUGCCUGCAUCUGGGCGCCCGCCGGCGGCGCGGGCCCGCCGCCGGGGGAGGCCGCGCCCCGCGAGGAGGCCAGCCCGCCGCCCACGCCGACCGGCCAGCGCCAGGGGCGACAGCGGCGCCUGCUGCGGCUCGGCGCGGCGCCCCUUCGGCUGCCGGAUGGCACGGGCGGGGGCGCAGCAGCGGCGGAGCCGCCCGCGCCGUGCCCGUCCUUAUCCGGCACGCACUGGUCGAUGACUUCGUUCAAGCUGGUAGACACGGACACCGACGCGUCCCAGUCCUUGGGAAGUUCUGCCGAUCAGUCGAAGGCGCCGCAAGGCGCAGUCCUCGGCCCUGGCGGCGGCUCGAAGUUGCGGUGGGAGACUGAGCCACUCGCGGCAGGUCAGUCAGGCCACGAGGCCAAGUAGUCUCCCAGCGGCCGCGUGGCCGCAGGCUCUUCGGCUGCGGGAUUCCGCAUCUGGUCUUUCAGUCUUCCUCCUUCCCCUUCUCUCCUCCUUGUCCCUGUUCCUCACAUC